This is a messenger RNA of Lymnaea stagnalis (great pond snail), 14554 nucleotides long. Lineage: Eukaryota; Metazoa; Mollusca; Gastropoda; Lymnaeidae. The record is from the annotation of a GenBank genome assembly.
AAAUUGUGCCACAUUUUUUUUUUGGGGGGGGGGGAAACAAAUAACUUUCUGGAAUGUAUGUUUUUCGUUUAGGGAAUAAACAGUAGUGACCGUUGCAUUUCCAUAUGCAGUGACAGUUGCUGUCGUGUAUAUUUAAACAUUCGAGUUACACUUAAAUUUGCUGUUAAACUGAAAGAUUGUACAACUUCUCUCACGUUGUGCCGACACGAAGAAAUCUGGCGAUGAUGAAAUAAGUCAGCGCGCGAGCUUAAAAACCAUUUUAUCUAAAUGCAAAGCUGGCCGGCGUGCUGAUACCCCCACACAAGAGACGGGGGGCAACCAGUGAACGUGAUACAAAAACCCCACAGUCGAUAUUCUAGCCGUCAACAUCCACUACACACAGCUGUGAAUAUUACGGUAAUUUGUUUUUUUCUCCAAAUGUAUUUAUUCUUUUUCUCCAGUGGAGUUAUCGGUAUUGCUACCCAUUUGUUACCCAGAUUUUUUUAAAAUAACACUGUGUCCAGCGUAAGUAUUAGAGUAAUCAUUUUGAAUGUUUGUGUACAAGUCAGAUAUAAAUAGUCGGAGCAGUCGUAUGUUGUUGUUUUUUUUUAUUUUAGGAAAUGAGAGCGCGUGACAAAUUUAGGGCAGUAGGACAUGCUGGCAGGCCUAGCUCAUGAUCAUGUUCGCUGGUUUUCAAACAGAAUUUAAAAAAAAAAAAAACAAUUAUCUGAUCACUGAUGCAUGUAGAAGGUGGUUUAAAUGGUAAAAGUGCAGUCCAGGGGAAAACAAAUUUUGUUUUGGUUAUGUUUUGUUUAUUUAUUUGUUCCUUUGUUGUUGUUGUUUGUUUUUUUUAGUUAACUGAACAUUUCUAAAUAAACGUAACAUUUAUAUGUAAAAAAAAUGCGGUAAAUGUAGGUCAAGGUAAAAUCUGUUAUGGUGUUCAAGGCUGGGGUUAGUGUUAAAGCCAAAGCUUAAUGGCUCUGGCUUUGAGACAAGAAUCGAACUCGACUGUGGAAUACCACGAUUUAUUUUCUACUGGGUAUCUCAUACUCUGAGCUUUUUAAGGGUGUUCAUGAACCAUUCCUUGUCAAACUUGCGAAACCACUGUAACCCCUACUAGUGGUAUCUCUCACCACGUUGGAACCUAUGCACGCUACAAGGACAGUCCAUGUUGAUUUCGAAGUGUGGCCUCUGAUUCUGGGAAACGUGUCGGCGUUGCAAUGUUUAUAACCAGCCACUGUUGGGGGGAACACGUGAAAAAUCGAUAGUGAUACGGUGAUGCAUUGCAUGGUUGUUGGUUGUAGAUACACACUUGCUGUAUUGUGUGACUGUUGGGUGUGGAUACAUACGUGAUGUAUUGUGUGACUGUUGGUUGUGGAUACAUACUGAGGUAUUGUGUGACUGUUGGUUGUGGAUACACAGGUAAUGCAUUGUGUGACUGUUUGGGUGUGGAUACAUCCCUCCAGGGCAAGGGAAGAGUCCAAGAUAUACGAAUGGAACACAAUUUGACGCGCAAAGUGUGCAGCGUGUACACAUGGAAUAAAGAAGUGUGCAUUUUCUGCUGACUGCGUGAGUAAUGGGCAAUGCAGUGUGUGCAUAGGCCCCACAGGGGGGUAAUUUGAAGACGGGGGAUGGGGGAGCGUAUCGCCUCUUAGAGAUAGGGGCGCAUUGAACAUUGAAGGGGUGUCGGAGUUCCGGCUUCCCGUAUUACCGAACAUUGCCAGUGAAAUGCGCAUUGUUCAAAUUGAUGCUUUAGAACAGAGAUGAUCAAACGGUGGCCCACGGGCCAGCGCCUGUCCGCUAGCCUUACGUUGCCGGUUCCCGCACAACAUGAAUAGUUCUGGUCGAAUAAAAAGAAAACAAAAUAAUUAAAUUAAUAAAUCUGGCAUCGGUCCCUGGUACAGUUUGAAAACGUGUCCACCGGUCCAUGGUAACAUUUUAAAACGUGUCCAACGUACCAUGGUACAAUUUCAAAACGUGUCCACCGGUCCAUGGUACAAUUUCAAAACGUGUCCACCGGUCCAGGGUGCAAUUUCAAAAUGCGUCCACCGGUCCAUGGUACAAUUUCAAAACGUGUCCACCCAUCCAUGGUACAAUUUCAAAACUUGUCCACCGGUCCAUGGUACAAUUUCAAAACGUGUCCACCGGUCCAUGGUACAAUUUUAAAACUUGUCCACCGGUCCAUGGUACAAUUUCAAAACGUGUCCACCGGUCCAUGGUACAAUUUCAAAACGUGUCCACCGGUCCAUGGUACAAUUUCAAAACGUGCCCACCGGUCCUUGUUACAAUUUUAAAACGUGUCCACCGGUCCUUGGUACAAUUUCAAAACGUGUCCACUGGUCCGCCAAGCUUAAACGUUUGAGAAGCGCUGCUUUAUAAUUUAGGCGAUUAACUGGAUCGAUAUUCUUAACUGGAAGUAGCUUCCAAUUUAUUUAUUUUAACGCCCAACGUUGCUUCUUUUGAAUGGGUUGUGUAAACUAAGAAAACUCAUUUUUCGAAUCAAUCAAUGGAACUGCUUUUUCAUAAACACCUCAGUCCCGCCCCCCACCCCCACACACACAGAAUGAGGGCCCGCCAUCCAACUAACCCAGUGCUGGCCCGGGGCGGACAAAGCUUUUUGGUUACGCCCUCCGCACACACACGAAAACUCUACAGAUGACCGAAAAUGCCGCCCCGUAAAAUACAUGAUAAAAUGCCGCGGGGGCGGGGGAGGGGAGCAAAUUCCAAAUUUGCUGCUAUUACAAAUCACAAGAACCGAAUGCUCUGUCGUUUGAAUCACAUUCAUGCCUUCCUGUUUUCUUUCACCCACAAACGCCGCCCCCACUACACUGUACGACCAAAUCACCGUGCACUUACAAUUUACGACCAAUCACCGUUUACUUACAAUGUACGACCAAUCACCGUGCACUUACACUGUACGACCAAUCACCGUGCACUUACAAAGUACGACCAAUCAGGGUGCACUUACAAUGUACGACCAAUCACCGAGCGCUUCCAUUGUACGACCAAUCACCGAGCGCUUCCACUGUGCGACCAAUCACCGUGCACUUACUUUCCCUUCCUCAAUUCGUUAAUUAAGUUAAUUUAACAGCGCAUUUUUCUCACAUCGUCUUCUUUAUCCUCUAGGGUUCCACCAGUGAUUUUCUUAUUAUGUUUGUGAUAGAUUAGAUUAUUGUAUGACCUAUCAGCUGUAUUUAGGAUUUUUUGGACCCACCCGAUGUAGGGGGAUUCUAUGUAGGUUUGCGGUCUUUUCCGGUGAUCUCACUUUACGGACCGCCAUCUUUCUGAACCCUACAAAUGAACAACUUAUAAUUCUAAAUGUGGCUCUCUCACUUUGUGCAUACAGUUCCAAAAAGUUUUGGGUAGAGCACAAGCCAUCUUACAUUCAGUGCUAUCUCCAUGUCCAUGAUAUCUAACUCAUACACCCCAUCUUUACUAACCUUAUCUACGCAGCCGCCACAGCACUGUGGUAUUGUAGUAUAGUAACAUUUAAAUUCCCUCGUCUUUUCAUUUUAUAUAUUGUAUAAAAAUUUAUACUAAAUGCAUAACUAUUAUUAUUAUUUAUUCAUUUUGCAUUGUGCCGAUUGUCGUUAGUAACAUCAAGAGAUGUUCACUGUGACAUUUUAUUUGGCAGGCCAGUGACUUACGAUGUCAUCUACCAGACCAGUACAGUUGUCUCCCUUCCAGAAGGAGAAGCUGGAGUACUAUUUCCGGUUCUUAUGUAAGAUUUUUUUUCUAUAUUCUUUAAAUAACUCUUAAAAUUAAAUUUUUCCUUCAACAGUAACGCAAGUGUUCAGAACAAAAACAUGCAUGGACGUUCGCAGAACUAUUAGCAACAACAAAAAAUGUAGGUGUGGUGGAAGAGGGGGGGGGGACGGGACAAAGUUGGUAUUUUUCAUAGUUGGCAUUAAUUUAAGUAUUUACAUAACAAAAUCUUUGAGAAACAAUAUAAUACAACAAAUGUAACAAACAAUGAUGAAUGCAAAUCAAUUUAUUUCAUAUAAAUAAUACUAUUAACAAAGUUUGUUUAAAAAAUAUAAUUAUAUACAUAUCUGCGGUAAGGGUGGAGUUUUUUUUUACCCCAUUGGCUGGUGUUUCAAAUGAUAACUUUUGUGAGUGCCCAGAAAUGAAUGGAUCAAUUAAGUUAAUGUCAAUCUAGCUAUAUUAUGCUAUCGUCCAGCGGUUCUCAACCUGUGGGUGGGGUCGAACGACCCUUACACAGGAGUCGCAUAAGACCAUCGGACAACACAUAUUAAUGAAGUAGGAACCAAAAUAUUUUUAUGGCUGGGGAUCGCCACAACAUGAGGGUGGCGGCAUAAAGAAGGUUUAGAACCGCUGCUUUAGCCUACGUAAUAUAAUAUUAAGAAUUAUGAAAUUAAUUUUUUGACAACAAAUCCACUGAUGUCAUAAACAAACACAAAAUGACGCUUUUUUAAAGCUGCUAUUCGACAACGCAAAUAUUAAAAUAAAUAAGUUAUGGUCAAGAUAUAGUAAGCUACAGUAAGUUUUAACAACGUAUAGUAUGCCAUAGUAAGCUAUAGUAAGCAUGAUGGACACAAGCGCUAUAAAAGAAGUCAAUCGUCAUCAUCAUAUAGUAAGCUAGAUGACUGAAAAAUCAAGUGGGUAGGUGAGUGAGAAGCUUGAAAAUGUUAGAAAUAGUAUUUUGACAAAAUGUUAGUAUCGUGACACAAAAUAUGAGUAUUGUGACACAAAAUGUGAGUAUUAUGACACAAAACAUUAGCACUUUGACAAAAUGUUAACAAAAUCUUGGUUUUUGCUCCCCCUUUCAUGACAAAAUGUUAAAAAAAUCUUGGUUUUUGCUCCCCCUUUCUCCCCCCUCCAGAUGCCCAUGAAACCAUAUGAUCGUUAAAUCCUCUCUCAGUGUUGGAGUAAACUCUUUUUUGAUCGAACUUCGUUUUUUCUUUCAGCCCCCAAUGAAGAUGGCUAUUUGGAAAAAAGUAGUAUCAACCGAUUGAUGGCGGUAAGCUUUUUAAUCAACUUUUUGUUAGCUUCAAACGGGUAAAGUUUUUGGUGAACUCGUGGUGUCAACCCUUCAGAGAUGCCCUUGAAGCUCCUCAGAGUCUGCCUGCUCGGCUGAUACCCUUUUCUGACUACGCCUUGCUCUGGUUACACCCUGCUUUGAUGACACCUUGCUUAAGUGACAAUGUGCACUGGCAGCUCCCUGCUAUUUGAUUUAGCUUUAAUCUGUAAAAGUUUUGUUAUUGUCUGGUAAUGUUAAAAUAGGCUUACUAAUUAAAUACUUUUGUAUUGUGUCUACUGCCUGUUGGCAUUCGCCCGUCCAGCGAGCUCUGUGGAGCUUUCAAUUUUCUAUUUGGUGUCGCCUUUCUUGAAAGGAUUUUUUUGCGUUUAAACAUAUCAAGGAUAAUCAAUCAGUUGCCGCUUUAGGUGGACAGGCAAUAUUGGCGGCAUUGUUUCAAAGGGAGACAAAUUCCAGCAAAAUAAUUUUUAAAAAUAUAAUAAUAAUCUUGACCAAAAAAAAAAGAGACAAUGAAUGUGGAGUCAGAGAUUACACAAAUUCUUGGCCCAUAAAAGAAUUGUAAAGUUUAUUUUUUUAAAACCAGAUUUAAGAUACCGCAGUUUAUUCUCCGGAAUACGAAAAUACGAAACCUUUUUUUAAAAACAUCUAUAAAAUUAAAAUUUUUUAACAGAUACAAUCUAUGAAUAGAGUAAAUUUUAUAAGGAUGAAUUUAUUUAAAUAAUUUAUGUGGUCUGAAUAUUAUUGUAAGGAAAUGUAUUGCUAGUUUCUUUUCAUAAAAAUCCAUCUUUUGCAAUGGCGCACAGUAAAUGAUUAAUUUAUUUUUUGCCGUAUUAAUAUUAUUAUCGAUCCAGCUGACAUCAUCCUUGUCUAGUAUAACAUCAUUCUGGUCUAGUCUGACAUCAUCCUGGUCUAGUCUAACAUCACCCAGGUCUAGUCUGACAUUAUUCUGGUAUAUUCUAACAUCCUGGUCUAGUCUAACAUCAUCCUGGUCUAGUCUGACAUCAUCCUGGUCUAGUCUAACAUCAUCCUUGUCUAUUCUAACAUCCUGGUCUAGUCUAACAUCCUCCUGGUCUAGUCUAACAUCCUCCCGGUAUAGUCUAACAUCAUCCUGGUCUAGUCUGACAUUAUUCUGGCCUAUUCUAACAUCCUGGUCUAGUCUCACAUCAUUCGUGUCUAGUCUAACAUCAUCCUGGUCUAGUCUUACAUCAUCCUUGUCUAUUCUAACAUCCUGCACAUGGUCUAGUCUAACACCAUCCUGGUCUAGUCUAACAUCCUCCUAGUCUAGUCUAACAUCAUCCUGGUCUCGUCUAACAUCCUCCUGGUCUAGUCUAACAUCAUCCUGGUCUAGUCUAACAUCAUCCUGGUCUAGUCUAACAUCCUCCUGGUCUAGUCUAACAUCAUCCUGGUCUAGUCUGACAUCAUCCUGGUCUAGUCUAACAUCAUCAACGCUUAAAAUAGCAGCAUUUUCCCUUUGUGAAAUACUUGUCAUCACCCCAACCUGUCAUUUGGCAGCCACUCGAAUAAGCCGCACUUUAUUUGUUUAUUUUGUUUUUUUGAUGAGCAGGUGGUAAUUUCUUACGCCCAAUGACGCACCAACGGUGCGGUUCUCAUCACUUGAACUUACAAGCAUUUUUGUAGCCAUGAAAAAGAACGAAUAUUUUGUAACAAAUUAUCUAGUAAAAUUUAUUAUUAUGUUUUAAUAGAUCAAUUUAACCAAGAAUUGUUGACGUCAGUUUAUUUUGACCCACCCCUCCCUCUUUUUGUCUAAAAUGGCCAAUUUUUGUUCCACCCCCUCCGCCAGGGGUGUCAUUUCAUUUUUUUUCAGGGGGAGGGGGCAAAACCAAAACUUGUUGGCUUGCUAAGUUGUUUAUUACUGAAGACUUCACAGUACUUAGCAACUUAAAUAAAAUUUGAAAAUUUCUAGGGGUGGGGAAAUGCCCUACCCAAAUGACGUCCAUACCCUCCGCCAAUAUUUUGUUGAUGUAAUUUAUUAACGGUCCCUAAAAUAAUUUUUUUUUUUUAAAUUAAAAUAUUAAGGACUCGUGAGAAGCAGAAAUUUUCAAUGAUUUACUUUGAAAGGAUUAACUUCAAAUCCAACCAUUUUAAGCAUGCAACCAUAAUAAUGUGAGUCUAAGCAGGGCCGGAUUUACACAUUUAUGCGCCAUAGGCCGAGGCACAGAAUUGUGCGCACCGCCCCCCACCCCCCUCCCCACACCAUUAAAGUUUUACCAUAUUUUUUUCAAUAAAAGGUGAGUAAAUAUAUAUGAUGAGAGCUAUCCCCCUUUAAAAAUUUAAAACUUUUGAUUCGCAUCUAUAAUCUUAAUUUCGAUAGAGGCUGGUCAGAUCGGCCGUAGCUCCACAUCAGCAACCAUGUGAUUGGGCAAGAAAUUGCCAGCUUUAGAGAUAGACAAACUUUAUUGUACCACUUAAUUUAUUUAAUUUGUAUGGACUUACGUUUUCAAAAUAAUACUAUAAAAUGUGUAAAUAUUUGGUUGUUAUUUUGUCUGUCUAUACGUCCCGGACUGCUGUGUCCCUAGGCCCUGGCCUAGAUUAACUUAAAUGAAAAUCCGAGUCUAAUUACUCUCUUUAUUAUAUAUAUUAUAAUUUCAAGGAUUUUAUUUUAAGCCACAAUUCACGCGACGCACCAGUACUGAACUGCCAAUGAGUCAUUUUUACACUGCCUACGUGUUCCGAGAAGUCUGUCUCUUCCAUUUAACAAAAAAAAAAAUGUUUUUUUUAAUGUUCAAAUAUCAUCAAUUUCACUCAUAAGUAUAGAUUCUAAUCACCCGCAUACUCAUCUGUCUACCCACCCAUGUUCCCUUUAAGCUGCGCGGCUGCGCGGCCGCGCAGCUGUCUCACAGGCGCUGCGCAGCAGUUUUGAGUACCGCGCAGCAAAUGUCCAUGUAAGUGAGUGUUUGUGCGCUGUAAAGUUUUGACCACAAAAAAAUUGAUGGUGUAAAACUUUGCACACAACUGUAUGAUUUUGCACACGAACCAACAAACCUUAGAGGAAAACAUUGCCCACCUGUCUGCUUGUUUGUCUUCUCAUCUGUCUACUCACCUGUUUAUCUGUCUACUCAUGCGUCUACACACCCGUCUACUCACCUGUCGGGUUUGUUCACUCUCAAGUGUGAGGCUUGGUUGAAGUUGAAGUGCGAGUAGUGUUUCAUAUAUGCAAAGGAAUCAAGACUUCUUUCAUAAGAUUCAAUUUGAAAAAAAUAUUACUACGCAUGUGUAGCUAUGCUAUACUGAACAUACUGAUUUAAAAAAAAAAAAAAUGGGGUCUGGCCGGGGGUGGGGGGGCGGCGCAAUUGAAGGAAUUCGCACCUGGUGCGUCAACCUUGAUGGAGUGCAGUGUCGGCACCACCUGGUAUUAAAUUUAUUCAUCAACCGUGACGGUACUUCACGAUCUAGUCUUCAAAACGUCCCUGACCUUGAUCUCAUUCGAAAGUUGCAACACGCCACAACAAAUUGAGCUUUUUUUUUUGCUGCUCUUCUCUAAAAAAAAUAUCAAAUUUUGAUUUAAAUCCAGUGUAUUUGUGCGUUAAUCUAUAUUCUACCUAUUUUAUGUCUUUUGUUGAAAUUCCCCAUGAUAUUACCAAUGUCAGUAACUGCCGUUAUGAAGCUAAUUUUUAAAAUAAAUUUCAAUUCAUUGUGAUUCAAGUGACAGGAUAUAUCUGUACCGUAAAUUCAACGUAAUCCUUGACAUGAAACGGACUUAAGAUGUGGACAAAUUGGCCCCCGUAAUGAUAUCUUUUAUCACACAUUAUAAUAACAUAAGAACUCGGUCUAUAGGAUAAAAAGUAUACGUUAUAUAUGAAUGGAAAAAAACAGAUACCUAUAAAAUACAAAUCUUCAAGAUGUCACCAAAUUCAAUUUACCAAUAACGAUUUUUUUCUCCAUUUGUUCAUAAUAAAAAAUAGACUUACCUCCCCCACCCUUAACAUUGUUGGAUCUAUGAGACCCUGUGUUAGUAAAAUCUAAUCUGUUGUUAGUAUGUGCAUACAUGUAUGAGUUGUAGCAUUAUUGCUGUAAUGGCAGCCUACCUUAUCUCUUCCAAGGCUAAGGAUCUUCAGUUCUGUGUUUUUUCAGAGGCUGAGAGAGAGAGAGAGAGAUUACGAUCCCAGGCCACCCAACCUUUCGAGGACCUCAAAAAAAAAAAAUCAUUAUUGUUAAAUCCCAAAAUUUUAAGUUUUCACAAAGUAUUAAUGAUUUUAAUACCCCCCAAAAUUAAAAAAAUAAUCGUCAUUAGUCAUAGGACGCCAAGCCUUUCAGUGUCAUGAAACGUUGCUCACAUCCUUUCCAGAGAAUUCAAGACUUCACGGGUUGGGAUGAAGACAGCCCACGGGCCAAGGAAUGCCGGGAGGUGCACGAGGCAUUUUUUGAGCUGUUGUUCGAGAAGGCCAAAGAAGAGGAGGGAACCGGUACGGCAAGGGAGUUAAAUCAAAGAAUAACUCAAUGGGGAUUUUAUUACUUGUUUAAAUUGUCAAGAAUUGUGGGAUAGAAUGAUAACCACUACUUAAUUAAUGAGUCCUUUACAAUAUAUAUAUAAAUAUAUUAUCUCCAACUUCAAAGGUUUGCUAAAGUUUUUUUUUUUUAUAAAUAAAAUUUCUUGUUUUCUUUAUUUUAUUUAAUUUUUUUUAAAACUGAAGCAUAAUAAACAUUAAUUUGUCUUGACUUUUUGUUGAUGGUCUUUACAUUUAUUGGUAAACCUUUCAUCGGUUAGCUUUCAGUUCGUUUUAUUCCCUAUACUCGGUCCACCGAAACUAUGCACUGACUAUUUCAAUUUUCAUUUAAUAACCUUGACAGCAAUUAUAUCGGGGUGCUGAAAAUAAUAUCUUUAUCUCUCUCUUCUCCAGUGGGAAAGGUUGACCUGAAGAAUUGGCUCUUCAUGUGGUCAAGUAUUCUGCCAGGAGUCAUGUCAAUGCACAACUUGCCCGUCUGGUUGAGACUGAUGCCACAACUUUUGUUUAAAAUUGUAGACAGAAGACGUGAGUCAUCCUCCUGUUCCAAACAGUUAGUAAAGUAGACGAGCUUCUGUUCAAGUGCCUUCCAGCUUGUAACGUGCUGAAAGCUUUUUGGGGGACCCAUAAUAGGAAAUAUUUAAUUUAUUUUUAAAAAUUCAUUAUUAUUAAAUGUCUGUGCAUUUGAAAUUCGAAGUGGCUAUUCGGACACAGGUCCGCGAAGUGAGAGGUUAGGAUUAAAAUUUAAAAUACAAUAUUAUUGUUAAUUGUAAGACUAAAUUUGGUAUCAAAUGAAGGAUGAUUGAAUGGACUAUAUGUUUGUAAACUUACUUCUUCAGUUUAACUAAAUAAACUACCACAAAUGACAUCCGAAUAGCUUGAGUCUAAAGGGACCCGGGUCCGAAUAGCGGUGAUGCCUUUCCGGUUCCAUUUUGACUAAAUUCUAUUCUGAUGUCAUUUGUCUUUCAUGUGAUAACAAAUUUUGUCUUACAAACCCUUCAAAAUAAUUUUUAAAUAUUUUUUAAUAAACCCAAACUCUCAACGGGUCCAAAUCGCCGCAUCCUUUGAAAUUUGCUCUCUGAUUGUAACUUUUAUUCCAUAAAUUUCACGAACUUUCAUUUUCUGUUGAUUCACAGGUCAAGACUACUUAACAGCCAAUGACCUUGAAAUUUUUUAUAAAGAGAUGGUUCACCUUGAUCCUCAACAGGCGCGCGAAAUCGCCAUUAACGCUUACCAACAAAUGACAGAUGUAAGUGUGAUUUAAACUUUUAGUUGUAGAUUCACCAAGUGAAAAGUGCCUUUAACAUGUGCCUAUAAAAGUAUAACAGAAGAAGUCUUAGAGGACAACGGUGGCCAUUAUGGAAAUCUUAAAUUUUCUAUCAGGAUAAAGCAGUAGUUAUUCCAUCGAUAAAUUCAGUUAUUCCCUUUACCUACACAACUCUUAACAUUAUCACUAUUUCGAAUAAUUCGAAUUUGAAUUUUAGGGUGGUUUAUGAUCAUUUGCAGGGCGGCCGAUACCCACUCAACGCAGACAGCUAUGAACAGCUUUUUGCUAAUUUUCUUAUUGGAAGGACCCCUUAUGGGCCAGGGCGUUAUAUUUUUGGAUGCUUCGAACAUGAGGUGAGUUCAUGUUCACUGCUCUUAAAUAUUAUCCCGGAAAUAAAUUUGAUUUGCAGCAAGGGCUCUAAAUAAGUCAACUGCAGAGCCCGUCUUUAAAAACAAAAAUGUACUUUGUCAAUCCAGUGAUCUUUGUUUACUUUAUUUCAGAGCUCCAGUUUACUAUUUAUACAUAAACUGUGUUAACUUUAUGGGAAAAAGUAAUGCAAGGAAAAAAAAUUGUAACAUAAGUCAUAAGUAAUGAAACAAAAUUAUUGUCACACAUAGAAAAAGGGCUAGGGUCACACACAGUCCUGACCGCAAGUCUCAAAUAAGGUGUGAAUGAAUAUUAAAAUGGAACAGAUUGCUAUUAAAAAUAAAUCAGUGGUCUGAAUAGUUCACUUGCAUAAAAAAUUUGUUAUCGACUUAUACAUGUUAAAAAAAAAUAUUAUAUAUUUGAAUUUUUUAAAAAUAAUAUUCAGAGAAUUUAGGCAAUUAGCUUUAAAUAUUUUUAAAAGUUAUCAAAUGUCUUUGAAAUUCAAUACCUAUUAGAGGUAGGGAUGUGCUAGUUAAGUUACACAGAAGAUUGAAAAAAGAUACACAUAUAACAUGAGUAUAAACUAAAACUAAAAUUGUGUUAAGAAAGAGGAUUAUUUUUAAUUUUUUAUCCUCCCCUAAAAUACUUAUAUAAAUAUGGGACAAAACCCAAGAUUUUAAUUCUUAUUUCAGGUUCAACCUUUCCAGCUCAUCACUCCAGCUCCUGAACCUGACGACGAUGUCGUGAUCGAGGUCAAGAAACCUAUAUCAGGAAGGAGACCUUCCAGGCAGCUCAGCUACACAAACUAAAACCCCUUGCUCUGUCAUUAACAUUUAUGAGAUCAUGUGCAGAACAUAUUCCCAUUGCUGAAUUUGUUUUUAACCGGCUCAAUUUUUAAUUUUUUUUAAACAUGAAAAGAGAUGUAUUAUGCUCCUAAAGGGAUUUCCUAUACUUUAGAGUAUGGUCAUCCUGGUGUUGAUCAAUUAUAUCUAAUUUUCUUUUUUUUUUUUUUUUUGAAGCUUUAAAAAGAGCAUGAGAAUAUAUGGAUGAAUCCCAUGUCAUGCCUAAGUAUCUAGUCACAAUACUCAAAUAUUCUAGAUCAGAUUUUAAUGUUUUUAAACACAGCAUUAGUUGUUUUUUUUAACUUUAAAAAAAAAAAAAGGCUACGUAGUGUUGUUUAAACAAUUAUUGUUAUAAUCUGUUUUACCACCAAUUUAAAAAAAAAAAUAAUUAUCAAUCACCAGAGAAGGCCAGAGUUGAUUUAAAAAUAAAAACUUAGUAUACAGAAUUACACCAUAAAAUAGACCCCAUACAGUUCAGACAGAAUACAAACUUUAUCAAAUAAAGACAAUACAGGCAUAUUUGUUUGAGUAACUUUAAAAUCACCAGAUGAAAUAACAAACAAAAAUUAUUUAUAGCACCAGUUAAAAUGAGAUUUUGGUAUAAAGUGUAUAUUAAAAAUUCAUGUCUAUAACAAAAAUAUCCAUAAAACUAAAAAAUAGUGGUAUUAAACAGAGGUACCAUAUAACAAGUAUGUUAUUUUGACAAGUAAGUGGUUUUAACAUCAACAAAAUUUUCCAUCAUUCACUUAAUAUCUUCAUUUCUUUAAUUUCUAUCUUUAAAUAUUUUUUUUUUUUUUACAUAUUUUUCCUCAACAGCAAUCAAUGAUAAGCCAAGCAAGUCUAACAAAAACAACCGCUAACAAACUUUAAAUUUUUCAUUUAAAUCCUUUAUAUGCAUUUUUGUUUGCAUUUAUUUAAUUGUACCUGGUUUAUCAUUUAUUAAGAAGCGGUUAUGUAAAUGGGUUAACUUUUGGCUAAGACACAUUUCAUAUUUCCUUCAUUUUCCCCUUCAAAAAUACAUUUGAUUUUUAUUGCAAUGGCUCUUGUUAAGGGAGUAAAGCCGUAAAAAAAAACAUUAUAAUAGUGGUUAAACUGUAUUACCUUUCUUGAAUUUUAGGGCCCAACAAGUUAUUUUGAAAAAACAGGAAAAACUGAUUUUUGGGAGUUGGGGGUGGGUUGAAAACUUUAAAGAAUGUGUUCUCAUCUGCAAGUCUUUGUGCCAAAUUUCAGCGUGAUAGCAUGACAAGAAGUGGGUCAUUAACCUUCCUAAGAUUUUGCCACAAAAAAAUGUGAAACAAGUAAAGUUAAUAUAAAGGAUUUAAAAAGAACAUGUCACUGUAACAUGAUUUUCAUCACACAUCUUGCAAUUUAUCUGUCUAAUAAAAUACCUCACAACAAUAAACUUUUCAAAUAACGAGGCUUUGUCACAAGUACUUUGGACCUGAUUUUAAAAAAUGCAAACACAAUCAUUAGAACAAGUCAUUUAAUACUUAGUUACAAAUAAUAAAGUAACACUGAUGUAUACAGAAUACUUUUAAACUGGCAAUUUUUCAAUUUUUUGUUACGCUAAAACAUUUGCAGGACAAUUUCUUCAACGAUAUAAAUUAAAAUAAUAGAACCCCCCUUUUUUUUUGUUCCUCUUAACAGCCCAGAAAGAAUAUUUUCACCUUCCAAAUAAAUGAUUUUCUGUCCAGGAAUGUCAAAUCACCUUUUGAGACUUCACAUAAUUCAGGAUACUGGUGUAAAAUUCGAUCUUUUUUCCAACUAGUUUUAUCCUGACAGCAUUGGUUUUUCAGAAGUUAAAAUGACAUAGAAUAGAAGAGUUAGUUAGUUUUCUGGAUUCCAUCAGAGAAUCAGAUUCUUUCCGUAAUACUUUGAAAAAAAGUAUAAACAUGUAUACACAGGCUUAGAAACAUGUUAAAAAUAUUGCCUUCACUGUGAAUCUGAAACCCAAAUAUUAUCUCCACACUCACAGUUUUAGAUAUUUUAUAGGCAAUAUGAUAAAAGAGUUAAGACACUUGUACAAAUACUGUACAUGGCGUUGAGGGGGCAAAGUCAUACAAUUUUUAUCCCAUUUCAUAAUCAUGUCAGAAACGAAAACAUUGUCAAAAUUAAACCAUUUUUAAAGUUACAAAUUUAGAUUUAUGUAUUCAUACACCUCAUACCAUGUGACAUUAGCAGCUGUGAACUUGAAAUAAUCUGAAAACAUUGCUGGAGCCAUAAACCCCUGCAUCUGAUCUCUCACAUACCUCAACACCACAGGGACAUUAGCCUGCCUGAGCCGCGAGGCGUACAGCAGGCCAUCAUCUCUCAGAACAUCAUACUCAGACACCAGGACGUAGGCACGUGGCAGUUUGGAUAAAUUGUCGGCCAUUAGCGGAGAUAAAAAAGGGUCAACAACUUUGGAUUCCAGUUUCUGAGCAAGCUGUUUGUCAUAAUCAGGGCAGUGUCUAGCCAAGGAGCUUGGGAUGUAAUUGAUUUUGAUGCACUCUGGGAGCUGGAGCUCCGAGAUGUACAAUGAGUAAAUGGAAUUUUUUAUACUCGGUGAGAGGUGCUGGUUACUUUGAAAUGAGUUUAUUGUACCUUGGGUUGGCUGGACGUCUAGGUAGUGGCACCAGAAAAGAAUCAUUUGUGUUCU